CUGUCAGAAGAAAUUUCCAGAUUCUGUUGGCUUUUUGUUGUUUAUUAACUGAUUGUUGCAAAAAAAGCGCGUUUUCCCAUCAUAACGGAUAGGAUAAAAGAACAAUUGCAAUUGUCAUGUCUGACAGCGAAAAACCUAUGGAGAUGAAGAAAGGAAGAAGUGAUCAGACAGUUCUGUUAGAUUGUACUCUAGACCAGGAUGGUGGUGUUUUGAAAGAAAUCGUCACACCUGGUGUUGGAGAGGAUACUCCCCUUGCCGGUGACAAAGUCAAGGUUCAUUAUAUUGGUUCCUUGACAAAUGGCACCAAGUUUGACUCCAGUCGUGAUCGGGACGAGUUCUUCGAGUUUACGAUUGGAAAAGGUGAAGUGAUCAAAGCAUGGGACCUUGGUGUUGCUACAAUGAAGAAGGGGGAGAAGGCGAUCCUGACUUGUCGACCAGAGUAUGCCUAUGGCGAGGCUGGUGCUGGGGCGGACAUACCACCAAAUUCUACCUUGCUAUUUGAGGUGGAGCUUUUUGACUGGAAAGGGGAAGACAUCUCGCCCAAGAAACACCCUGGAACAAUCAUUCGUCGUAUUCUCACCCAGGGUGAAGGGUUUAAGACUCCAGCUGAAGGAAACACAGUAGAUGUUCACCUUAUUGGAACAUACAAAGGAAGGGUUUUUGAAGAUCGUGAAGUUCAGUUUACUGUGGGUGAAGCUUCAGAGGAGAAUGUUAUUGAAGGAAUCGAUCAUGGGAUCCGCAAGUUCAAGAAGGGGGAAAAGUCCCGGCUGCAGAUUAAAUCAAGUCUGGCUUAUGGUUCAGCAGGGAAUGGGGAGUUUGAUAUCCCAGCAGAUGCUGACCUGACCUAUGAAGUGGAAUUAAAGAAUCUAGAAAAGACUCUGAAAGAAUCUUGGGAAAUGAAUGAUGAAGAAAAAUUAGACCAAUCAGAGAUGGUGAAAACAAAGGGCACUAAUUACUUCAAGGCAGGCAAAUAUAAACUGGCAGUGAAACAAUAUAAGAAAAUCACGGACUACUUGGAGCAGAGUGUCAAAGACAUGGACAAUAUGCAAAAGGACAAGGGGAAUGCCUUGCUUGUUGCAGCGUACCUCAAUAUGGCCAUGUGUCAUCUGAAGGACGAGAUUUAUCAUGAAGUUGCGACAAAUUGCGACAAAGCUCUUGAGUUGGAUGAAAAUAACGUGAAAGGGUUGUUCAGGAGGGGACAGGCUAGAUUUGCAAUGAAAGAUUACGAUGGUGCAGAGCGGGACUAUGCAAAGGCGAUAAGUUUUGACCCUGAAAACAAGGUCGUCAAAAAACAGCUAAUGAUCACUCGGCAGAAGCUUAAGGAUUUCAAGGAAAACGAGAAGAAGAAAUAUUUUGGGAUGUUUUCAAAGUUUGCUGAGAUGGAUUCUAAGGAAAAGGGAAAGAAUAUGCCAUACCAUGUCAAGAGUGAUGAAAAAGACAAACAGGCCGACGUCAUGGAAAAUGUGGAGGAAUGGGAAAACAAGAUGGCUGAUGGUAUGAUGUCUUUGGAACAGGAGGCGGAAGCAUUCGGGGAAGAAGUGAAACCGAAAACGGAGGCUCAGAAUGAUGAAACAACUAACGGAGAUGUAACUGAGGAUGGGGAGGUGAUUGAUCACUGAGGUGUGUGCGUGAUUGGAGCAGUUUGAUUUGACCAGCUGCUCGAAAAUGUCGGAGGGUGGCAUCAGGGAGCCAGAAAGAUUAUGCAUAUCUCAGAUGAAAUUGAAGCAUUUAUUUACUACAUCUCAUCUUCAAAGUCGCAACAGUUAUUAUUGUCCACGAUGGCCUCAUGGUUGAGCCUUUGCCGUAUGAAUGGAAAGGCAUUUCUUUCAAAAAUUGACUUUGUGCUGAUGAUGUCAUGGACACAUCUUACGUUUUCAUUGUAAUAAUCAGAUGGCAUUAAAUAUUCACAGAACAAAAAUGUGAUGAUUAAA
Lineus longissimus is the source of this 1931-nucleotide messenger RNA. Its product is annotated as peptidyl-prolyl cis-trans isomerase FKBP4-like. Gene Ontology annotation, molecular function: peptidyl-prolyl cis-trans isomerase activity; protein binding. Lineage: Eukaryota; Metazoa; Nemertea; Pilidiophora; Heteronemertea; Lineidae. The coding region runs from base 117 to 1619 and encodes 500 amino acids. The record is from RefSeq and is a predicted model, not a curated record. The transcript is spliced from 9 exons.